Messenger RNA from Sorex fumeus (smoky shrew), 882 nucleotides. RefSeq names its product lin-37 DREAM MuvB core complex component (gene LIN37). The transcript has 9 exons. The record is from RefSeq and is a predicted model, not a curated record. Gene Ontology annotation, cellular component: Myb complex; transcription repressor complex. Gene Ontology annotation, biological process: negative regulation of transcription by RNA polymerase II. Lineage: Eukaryota; Metazoa; Chordata; Mammalia; Eulipotyphla; Soricidae. The coding region runs from base 87 to 818 and encodes 243 amino acids.
AGCUUACCUUUGACCUCUCCUUGACUUGUGACUCUAGGCUCUUUGGCGCGCCUGUGAUUCGGCGAGCCGGACCCCAGACCCAAAACAUGUUCCCGGUGAAGGUGAAAGUGGAGAAAUCAGAGUUGGAGAUGGCGAAGGCCCGGAACCAGCUGGAUGCGGUUCUUCAGUGUCUGCUGGAGAAGAGUCACAUGGACAGGGAGCGUCUGGAUGAGGAAGCCGGGAAGACCCCAACAGACCCCCACAACAAGGAUUGCUCCAUUGCAGCCACCGGCAAACGGCCAUCAGCUCGCUUCCCCCACCAGCGGAGGAAGAAGAGGAGGGAGAUGGACGACGGGCUGGCUGAGGGAGGACCCCAGCGAUCCAACACAUACGUGAUCAAGCUGUUUGACCGAAGCGUGGACUUGGCCCAGUUCAGCGAGAACACCCCCCUGUACCCCAUCUGUCGUGCCUGGAUGCGCAAUAGCCCCACCGUGCGUGAGCAGGAGCGCUCCCCCGGCUCCCCGCUGCCUCCACUGCCUGAGGACGAGGAGGGUUCAGAGGUCACCACCAGCAAGAAUCGGGAUGUGUACAAGCUACCUCCGCCCACAGCCCCUGGAGAAGCCUGCAGAUCCCGCAUCCCAUCCCCGCUGCAGCCAGAGACCCAGGGCACCCCCGAAGAUGAGCCCUCAGAGCCCGAGCCCUCAGCCUCCUCACUCAUCUACCGCAACAUGCAGCGUUGGAAGCGCAUCCGGCAGAGGUGGAAGGAGGCGUCUCAUCGGAACCAGCUGCGGUACUCAGAAAGCAUGAAGAUUCUCCGGGAGAUGUAUGAGCGACAGUGAUGGUCCCCCACCCCCCAAUAAACCUCCCUGCCUCCACCUGGCCUCUGCUUGCUCCAGUCCAACC